Monosiga brevicollis MX1 is the source of this 1410-nucleotide messenger RNA. RefSeq lists its product as uncharacterized. Lineage: Eukaryota; Choanoflagellata; Craspedida; Salpingoecidae. Bases 1 to 1410 code for a protein of 469 amino acids. The transcript is spliced from 6 exons. The record is from RefSeq and is a predicted model, not a curated record. Gene Ontology annotation, biological process: peptidyl-lysine monomethylation. Gene Ontology annotation, cellular component: nucleus. Gene Ontology annotation, molecular function: protein-lysine N-methyltransferase activity.
AUGGGCCCGACUGGUCAGCCGGUGCUGGGACGCAUGACGGCGACGGUGGUGCUGGUCGCCCUGUUGGCGGUCGUUGGCGUUGGUGCCGAGGCGACGACCGGUGGGGAGACGACGGCGGUGGUGGAGGGCUUUAUGCAAUGGAGUCAAGACCAGGGCUUGGUAUGGCACCCUGAGGUUGAGGUGACAUCGACGCAUGCAGCCAGUGGAGGAGAUGAUGGCUAUCUUGGGCCGCAACGCGGUCUCAAAGCUGCUGCCGCGCUUGGCGAAGGCACAGUCGUGCUAAGUGUGCCCCUGCGCAGCCUCAUUACGGCCGAGCAUGCGCUCCUGGACGUGGAGACGGGACGUCUGUGGGACGCGCUGUAUGAGCUCAGCGACCUCGACAUCUUCACUGGCUUUCUGGCCCAUCUCCUCUACAACCCGCAUGCUACCCAGGACCCUUGGGCCCCCUAUCUUGCCAUUUUGCCUUCCACCGACCCGGGUCUCCUGGAACUGUCCGCAGACGAGAUCAGACCUUAUACUGCCAUGCCUAUUGUGGCUGCCCUGCAAGCACGAAACUAUUCACUCUCCAUGAGUAUGACUGACAUUGUCAAGAUGGCGGCCACCAUGGCCCCCACUGGCGGUGAUGCCGUGGCCUGGAUUGCUCAAAACAUGACGUGGUCGCAGUUUGCGCAUGCCCAUUUUCUGCUUCGCUCACGCAGUCAUCGCGUAGCCAUUCGGGAUGCCAUGGCCGAGUGGCAGCAUGCCAUGGCUCUUGUCCCCGGCGCUGAUCUCAUCAACACAGAUAUGGAUCCGGCCUUGCUCAACGUGGUAUGCCGGACGACCGACGAGGGAGAGGGUGUCAAUGCCAACUUUGUGUGCGAGACCACCCGGGACCUCGACGCUGGCGAGGAGCUGCUGGCCCAGUAUACCUCGCGCGCCGCCUCGCGUACUAACACCAAGCUGCUCCUGGACUACGGCUUUGUUGCAACCAACAACCCAGACGAUGCUCUCAUCCUGGAAGUCCCGCCAAUCCCAGCAGGCCUGUCUCAGCUCUUCAAACGCCUUGGCUUUCAGCGUAACAUGGCGGCCUUGCCACGAUUGGAGCAGCCAUAUCAAGUGCAAGAUUUACAGCUCAUGCUCUACUUUGCCGUCUUGGAGGCCGCAAUGACUGACCACACGUUGGCAAAUGCUCCCGUUGGCGCUGUCCAAAUCAAGCUUGAGCAAGGCACGCACCGCCUUCGUGGCCUGGCCAAGAUGAUCCUCUUCCUGGAGGAGCAAAAAGAAAAAUAUGAAGCCAUUCGUGCCAUCAAACCCACUACCACGGCCCAGCAGGGGCUUUUUGACCUGGCCGACCAGGAGUAUGAACUUCUUGUGCGCGCUGUGCAUCACGCGUCGACGUUGCUCGAAGUGAUGGAGAACAAUCAGCUAUAG